Molecule: messenger RNA, 1949 nt
Organism: Owenia fusiformis
Lineage: Eukaryota; Metazoa; Annelida; Polychaeta; Sabellida; Oweniidae
Source: the annotation of a GenBank genome assembly
CAUUAUCGUCCUUGACCUUAAAAAUGGGAAGCCGCAUUUUUUCUGUUUUUGGUCGAAAAAUAGCUGAUACAAGCAAAUGCUUUAGACAGAGUCGCAAAUUCUGCACAAGCAAUGCUACUUCAGACAUCUGUGAUGUCUCGCUAUCCACUCCACCCCCAGGGUUCCCUACUCCAGCCUAUGCCAUGAGCUCCAAACAGAGACACGAGACCAAAGUAACCACAUUACCCAAUGGACUCCGGGUUGCAUCUGAAAAUACAUUUGGACAAUUUUCUACUGUAGGAGUUGUAAUUGACUCUGGCUCUAGAUAUGAGGUCAACUAUCCAAGUGGAGUCUCACAUUUUAUAGAAAAGCUGGCAUUUGGGGCUACAUCUAACUAUGAAAGCAGGGAUGUGAUAUUACAAGAACUCGAGAAACACGGAGGAAUAUGUGAUUGCCAGGGCUCUAAAGACACCUUGAUCUAUGCCAUAUCAGCAGAGACAGCAGGUCUCAGUAAAGUCCUAGAUGUUCUCUCAGAUGUAGUGCUACGACCUAAGAUCUCACAAGAAGAGAUUGAGGAAUCUCAGAGAGCCAUCUAUUUUGAGCAUGAGUCCUUAGAGUUGAUGCCAAACCAGGACCAGCUCUUAUUCGAACUUAGUCAUGCUGCAGCAUACAGAGAUAACACACUAGGAUUGCCAAAAUUGACCCCACUAGACAAGAUUAGUCAGAUAGACAGGGGUAACUUACUGACAUUCAUGCACAACUACCAUAGUCCAGAGAGAAUGGUACUUGCAGGUGUAGGAAUGGAGCACGAUGUCUUGGUAGAAAUGGCAAAGGAAUAUUUUGAACAAAAGACCCCAACGUGGACGAGUGAACAGAAUAUUAUCAAUCCAAAUCAGGGUAUUGAUACAACAUAUGCACAAUACACAGGAGGUCUAGUCAAGGUGUCAAAAGACUUGUCAAAUGUUAGUCCAGGGCCGAAUCCGAUGCCUGAGCUUGCACAUGCUGUGAUUGGCUUAGAGAGCUGCUCCCAUAAAGACCCAGAUUUUGUUGCGUUCUGUGUGUUGAACAUGCUGAUGGGUGGUGGUGGGUCCUUCAGUGCAGGGGGGCCUGGUAAAGGAAUGUACACUAGGCUAUACCUCAAUGUAUUAAAUAGAUACCAUUGGAUGUACAGUGCAGUGGCAAUGAACCAUGCCUACAAUGAUAGUGGGGUGUUCACUAUACAGGCCAGUGCACAUCCUAAUCAAUUGAAAGAGCUUAUAGAAGUAAUUGUCAUUGAGCUAGCACAUACCAAGGGUCACGUUGCCCAAAGUGAACUUGGUAGAGCUAAGAAGCAACUACAGUCCAUGUUGUUAAUGAACUUAGAGUCGAGACCUGUUGUAUUUGAGGACAUUGGCAGACAGGUCCUAUCUCAGGGAAAGAGGGAAAAUGCUGAACAUUACCUUGAUGAAAUAGGUAAGAUAUCUGAGCAUGAUAUCCAGCGUGUUGCAGAGAGAAUGUUGAAUUCCAAGCCAGCAAUAGCAGCAGUAGGGGACCUUACAAAUAUGCCAAGUUAUGAAGACAUUGAAGUAGGACUUGCUAGUGACAAUGGAAAAAUGCCAAAUAAAUUCUUUCUCUUUAGGUAGCGAUAUGUGCAAAUUAGGAGAUAUCCAGGAGCAAUUUAGGAAAUAUGUACCCUUGGCAAGAGCUGAGCUAUGUACACUCUUUACACCACAGUAUUUAAAUGAGAGACCAAAUGACUAAAUAAUAAAUGAACCUCUGUAAGUGGAACACCUCCCAAAUGGAACACUUUUUAGUGGAACCAAAGGUUCAGGUUUUACACUACUUGUAUGUGAAUAUGUAGAAUUAUGGUCCCCUAGGGAUUAAGUCUCUCCUUUGUAGUAUUCGCUUGACUGAUUUGAUAAUAAAGAUAUAAGGAAGUUAGUUGUAACUAGGUCCCUGGAAAAACCAAUUGAGAGGUCAACAGUUAUCCC